CAUCGCUAUUCAUAGAGGGGGUAGCCCGACGACUCUCGCUCUCCUCCAUUCUGCCUCGGAGGUGGAUGCCAUGCCACCGGGUUUUCUUCAUUUAUCAGCUGUUUUCGUUCACAUGACAAGAGCGCCGGGGUUGUUUUAAGGGUAGGAGAUCCCUCUUGGUCGCGACAUUACAGCAGAUGGAGAGAGCCCUCCAUCAUCCACAUCAACUACUGUCAAUCACAUUAAGAUUGAGUCAAUCAGUACCAUGGACCUUUAGAAGCAGUAAUGGCAACUUGCAGUACCUCUCGCUCUGAUUGGAUAGACUUGUAGCAUGCGUUCCCUACGUAAGACUGUGCUGUUAGCUCUGGUAGCAUCAGUGGUGCUGGUUUUGGCUGUGCUACAUUCCUGGCCCACGCGGGUCUACAGCACUGUGGAUGUCCGGUACAGACCAGGUCCUGGAGCUGAGCGGCUACUGGAGGAGAGACUUCCUGAACCGGAUCCCAGUGCUAGUACCAUCCCCUACCGUGUGAGGGAGAGUGUGGCCAGGCUUUUGGCUCGCAACGGGUGUGUUUGUGAAGGAGAGAGCCGAGGGAUCAACCUGCCCUUUGCUCAGCUAUUGUUCCCCAGAGUGUCUGCCCAUCCCCUGCACACUGCCUUCCAGGCCUCCCAGCUCCAUGAGAUGAAGAAACGGCGAGCCAAAGAGUAUCAGAGCUUCCAAAUGAGGUCGCAGACCCCUGCUGACCUGCUGAUUGUAUCUGAAGCUAACAACCCCCUGCAGUACCCAACACAGGGUGUGGAGGUUCGGCCACUUAAAACUAUCCUUAUACCAGGUUUGGCCUUAAAAGAGCUGCCCAGAGAUUUCUAUACUCUGAACUUUUCAGCUUCUCUGGGCACUUUUAAUGUGGCAGCAGAGGUGGAGGGGGUAAAGGUCAGGGGUGAUGGCGAGAUGCACAUGACCCUGAGCAGCGGCCUUUUGUCCAGUCUGAAUCGACAGCUCCAGUUUAUCACAUAUACUAACACACUGUUCCACCCCAGCACAGCUGACACAGUGCAGUUAGACACAGAAGGACAUCAGGCUCUUUUCACCAUCAAGAUUCGUCAUGGAGUAACACCUAAACUCUACAACACAGGCUCUGAUGCAGAUAAAGAGUACAACAUCAGUGCUCUCGUGACCAUAGCAACCAAAACCUUCCUGCGCUAUGACAAGCUCCAGGAUUUAAUUGACAGUAUACGACGGUACUAUCCAACUGUUACUAUUGUGAUAGCAGACGACAGCGAACACCCGAAAACUGUGUCAGGACCAUAUAUUGAACAUUACAUCAUGCCCUUUGGAAAGGGCUGGUUUGCUGGUCGUAAUCUGGCCGUGUCACAGGUCACAACCAAGUAUGUGCUGUGGGUGGAUGAUGACUUCAUCUUCACUGCCAACACAAAGCUAGAGAAGCUGGUGGAUGUGCUGGAGAAAACCACACUUGACCUGGUUGGAGGAGCAGUGCGUGAAGCUACAGGCUACACUGCCACCUACAGGCAGACCAUCUCAAUUGAGGCUGGAGAGGAAGACGGGGACUGUCUGCACAUGCGGCGAGGCUUUCAUCAUAUCAUCCAGGGGUUUCCUCACUGCGUGGUCACUGAUGGAGUCAUCAAUUUCUUUCUUGCCAGGACAGAUAAAGUGCAGCAGGUUGGCUUUGACCCCCGGCUUGCCCGUGUUGCUCACCUGGAGUUCUUUAUUGAUGGGCUCGGCUCCCUGCAUGUUGGGUCGUGUGAUGAUGUCAUCGUGAACCACGCCACUAAGAUCAAGCUACCGUGGGGCCAGUCGGAAAGCGACAAAACUUACGCAAAGUUCCGUUACCCUCCUGCUUCAUCUGAUGCGACACACACCAAAAAUGGCCUCUUGUACUUCAAAAACCGCUUCCAGUGUCUAACACACAACUGAACCCACUCUGACAAUGCCUUCUUCUCUUUCUCAUCCUCCCUCAAAUGAACACUCUCUCCAUGAGUAGCUAAAGGAGCCUGUGAAGACACUGGAGGUGUGCUGUGUUACUGUAUAUGGUCUCAUGUGAGUAAGUGGGAGCUCUUUUGGAAAGUGUCCUAAGGUGAUCAGACAUGACUGGCGGAUGAGAUGUGCAGUGAUGGCUGAUUAACAUUUUUUUGAUACCUGAAGAUGUCGUAUUUUUGUGUCUCCUUUCUUUAGCUUUAUUUUUGUUCAGAGGAAUUCUUUAGAUACAGAUCAAACCAUUCCGUAAAUUAUGCACAGCCAUCUUUUUUUCUCCUCAGCCAAUCAUGUUUCAAUAUCACAUUUAAAGAGAUAGUAAGCCCAAAAAUGAACAUUCUGUCAUUAUUUACUCACGCGAAUGUUAUUUUAAACUGUAAAAGAGACAUUCCAAGCCCCAAAAUGACAUGGGAGUAAGACUAUGACAGAAUUUUUAUUUUUGAACGAACUAAUCCUUUAACUAACGAGAGUACAGAAGUUUCUUUUGAAACUGAAGAACGAAGAGAAAACUGUGGAGGUAAAUAUUUCGAACCAUGACUUUUAGAAUUUUUCAAUCCAGAUAAAGGGAGACAUUUUCUUUGGGACAUUCGCAUGGAAUGACACAUAAUCUCCCUGUCUGGCAUUAAUCGAAUCGUGUGUGUACCUGUCAGUCUGUGUGGGUUUUAUUGAGGGUCGUCUCUCUGUACGUUUGCACUAAAACAAAUGGACUUCAAUAGGAGAGACCAGGCCCUCAGCGUCACUGAAAGAAGGAACAGAGUGAACAUCAUUAGCAAGCUAAAACCACAGACAAUCCAACAUAUCACUCUCAUUAUCUCUCUCUCUCUCCCUCUCACAUACACACUCAAGCGAGAGAUAGUGGGGUGAUUCAUUGUAUAUCAGUAAAACCUCCUGAAUUUGAUAUUUUCUGUUCUAAAGAGUGACUGUGCCAAAGGCUGAAUCACUGUCCUGGUAUAGCUUAUUUAUUUUUUGUACAUUUUUAUUUAAUUGGUUCUGGAGUCUUUUUUAGAUUACGUCCCUAUGUACUGAAGCAUGCAGCCUGGAUUAAAUAUCAGACGGAUGUGAAGCAGCAAUGUGAGGUCCAAUACCACCUUUUAUAAAUUUAGUUAGCAAUCACUCACUCCAGUCAGUUGCUUUUGCUAUGCAGAAUGGCUGAGACAGCUAAGCUUACUAAAACAAAACAAAAAGCAAUAUUAACAGACUCUUCAGAGUAAAUAGCACAUUAUGUGCAAAUAAUGAAGAAGUCACUAAUAAAACGACCACUAAGGUGAUAUCUACAGUAGCUGUCAAAAAUUUGGAUACAUCUCAUUCUUAAUUAUUAUUAUUUUCCUCAUUUUGUAAUAAUUGUUGGGAUUAAAAACAUUGAGCCCCCAAAAACAUUCAUCAAAAUUAAAUUAUAUAUAUAUAU
Molecule: messenger RNA, 3371 nt
Organism: Rhinichthys klamathensis goyatoka
Lineage: Eukaryota; Metazoa; Chordata; Actinopteri; Cypriniformes; Leuciscidae
Gene: b4galnt1b
Product: beta-1,4-N-acetyl-galactosaminyl transferase 1b
Exons: 12
Coding region: 311-1909 (532 amino acids)
Biological process (GO): ganglioside biosynthetic process
Cellular component (GO): Golgi membrane
Molecular function (GO): hexosyltransferase activity
Source: RefSeq, a predicted model, not a curated record